Messenger RNA from Botrytis fragariae, 285 nucleotides. RefSeq lists its product as uncharacterized. The transcript has 3 exons. NCBI's taxonomy places the organism in Eukaryota, Fungi, Ascomycota, Leotiomycetes, Helotiales, Sclerotiniaceae. Bases 1 to 285 code for a protein of 94 amino acids. The record is from RefSeq and is a predicted model, not a curated record.
AUGGGUACGAAUGAGUAUGCUUAUUGGAUUUUGAUUCUCGAAUGUUUGAUCGGCACAAAUAUCAAAUGGCGAAGAUGGCAAAAUCAAAUAAAAUCCUGCUGGGUACUGCACUAUUUAGUUCCUCGACUCCGUCCCUGGGGAGCGGGAGGGGGGAUGAGUACGAAGAGUUGGUAUGGAGAACAGAUAUUUGUAAUGCUUGUACUGCAGACAAAUUUGAGAGAUAUGGAGGAAAAUAUCGAGUCAAUACUCGGUCAAGGAAGUGUACUUGCUUGUACUCAGUAUUGA